Messenger RNA from Bufo gargarizans (Asiatic toad), 316 nucleotides. RefSeq names its product protein S100-P-like. Gene Ontology annotation, biological process: endothelial cell migration. Gene Ontology annotation, molecular function: calcium ion binding; transition metal ion binding. Lineage: Eukaryota; Metazoa; Chordata; Amphibia; Anura; Bufonidae. The transcript is spliced from 2 exons. Gene Ontology annotation, cellular component: extracellular exosome; cytoplasm. Bases 38 to 316 code for a protein of 92 amino acids. The record is from RefSeq and is a predicted model, not a curated record.
GCCUGGAGAAGCCGAGAAGCUCAAAUCCCAUCCAAACAUGACUAAGCUGGAAACCGCAAUCGAUCAAAUCAUCGGUGUCUUUGACCAAUAUGCCUCUACUGAGGGCAAUAAAGACACUUUAUCCAAAGGGGAUUUGAAGACUAUCAUGGAGCAGGAACUGCCUGGACUCAUGAAGAAUCCAAAAGGUAAAGACGAGCGGGGCCAGCUUCUAAAGGACCUGGAUGAAGAUGGAGACGCUCAAGUGGAUUUUCAGGAAUUUGUAAUAUUACUUUCUAUGAUCAUUUCUGGGCCACGAAAGAUUUCAAUAAACGUCUAA